Messenger RNA from Pomacea canaliculata, 2445 nucleotides. Its product is annotated as dual oxidase maturation factor 1-like. The transcript is spliced from 11 exons. Gene Ontology annotation, biological process: protein transport. Gene Ontology annotation, cellular component: endoplasmic reticulum membrane. The record is from RefSeq and is a predicted model, not a curated record. NCBI's taxonomy places the organism in Eukaryota, Metazoa, Mollusca, Gastropoda, Architaenioglossa, Ampullariidae. The coding region runs from base 163 to 1413 and encodes 416 amino acids.
UUUCGCAGUCACGUGAUGUGACCAGGAACUAAAUUACUUGUCCUCGUAGCGUGCACCGCUCGUUUUAUAGAAUCUAGUAAAGGGAAAACCGCUCCAGACCAGGCAGUCACAACUUACCCAAGUUCUAUCAAGAUCCUUGCAUCUGGCAAUACUUAGGUGACGAUGGGGCUGUACGACGCUUUCAGACAGAAUGGAGCGCCAACUUUCUACGAGGCUGUACACAUCCCUGUAGAGGCCGAUCUUGUAGUAUCGGGGCUAGUGUUCUGCUUUGUUAUUCUCGCUGCAUCAUUCUUCCUCGUACUGCCAGGUAUCAGAGGAAAAGAGAGACUGUUUGCUUUCACGCGGAUCACUUUAAGCUUGUUCAUUGGAGCCGUAAUACUUGUAUCGAAUUUUGCCAUGACAUGGGAGGUAUCCACAAUCACCUCAACACCAACUAAAUAUAAAGCAGGCAUCGGUGAUGACAUAACAGCUACUAUUGGCGUCAACAUUGGUCUCCGUGGCAUUAAUGUCACUUUAAAGGGAGAGCCGGAGAAACAGUUAAACGAGACUAUCAACUACAAUGAACACUUCAGCUGGGAAUGGCGUCAGGGACGUCCUGGUUUCGGACCUUUUGCUGGUCGUUUCAACCAGCAGUAUCGUGCCGCACAGUUCCGUGGGCUGCCUUUGCCCAUCUUGUGGGUGGCUGAGUAUUUCACCUUCGACGGCGAGGGGAUUCGCUGGGGCCGUCAUUACCGCCAGGCUGGCUGGUAUUCUCACAUAGUCUUGUGGCUGGCGUUUCCUCUGUGGAUCCUGACAAAUAUUCUAUUUUUCGUAUUGCUUCGCUAUGGGGCAUAUUUUUUGGUCAUGACUGGAGCUGCAAUGGUGACCUCCAACAUCAUAUGGGCAACAUUACGCAAUGUUAACGAAUUAAAGAUACCAUUCUCUGACAAGCAUGUGCUGGAGUUCGCUUUUGGAGGAAGCUUUUGGAUCUGUUUGAUUACAGGUAUCUUGUGCAUUAUAUUGGGUGUGGUGGUGUACGUUAUGGAUUUACGCUGUCCUCAACUGAUUGCUACAUUCUUCAACGCUGACGUCAUCCAGGACUCGGAGGAGGUACAAGUAGAAAAGGAAGAACCGGUAGUAAGUGACAGAAGAGAAGAAGAAGACGAAGAAGAUGAAACCGCCGAAAAGGAAGCUGAUAGAAGCGCUUCUGCAGCAGCUGCUGAACCAACUGACGAUGAGAUAUAUGAAGUCCGGAUGCCUCAAGAGAUGCGCCCUGCACAGCGGCGAUUUACUCAGCGCUUCCAGAAGCCCAGGCGCCGCCCCCCACCGCCGGUUCCCAUGCGUCACAUUUCCAAUGAUGACGGCGAGGACUAUCAGAAUAUGCCAGACGAAGAGUACGAAAAUGCAGCAGCCCUCAAGAUGAACAGAUAUUGAGAGUACACUAAAGAAGUAUCCUAUAUAACUCCCUUCUCUGGAUACAUGUAACGACAUCAAGCAUUGCUUGUUAUAUAGCACUUAAACUACUUUUUAUAUGAAACUGCAUCGCCAUUAAUAGUUCUCUACGUAUGCAAACCUUUUAAGAAAAAUGAAAUGUUAACAUCCUAAAGUGCAUCUAGAUUUUUUUCAAGUGCUCUGCUUGUUUUCCCACUUACUUAUUGGCUUUAUCUAGUCGCAUGUUCAUAAUCAUGUUGAAGUUCAUGAUCGAAUUCAUGCAAAAUGGAUUGAUAAACAGGGAGCUAAAAUAAAUCCUCAUCAAAAUACACAAUACUCGUUAUGUACAGAUUUAUUUCAGCAGGCAGUGUAUGAUCUGCGCUUUUAACUGCGAAAAUCAGCAUCAGACCCCCCCCCCAAAAAAAAAAAACAAAACAACAAACAAACCAACCAAACAACCACAAACUUUUUUUGUGGGCAAAGCAUGAUUUAUGUGGUGAAAGAAGCCAAAAGCACACAAAUGAUAACUGUUUUCCCAAACAGAACUACGGUCAUUCGACAGUCCAGAAAUAUAUAUACCUUUGCUAAUUCCCUAUGAUCGGGUAUGCGCCAUGACCAGUUACAAGGUAUGGCUUUCAAUUGUGUGGUUACCGACGCAUGCACUAGUCUUAAAGCAAGUGCAUUAAGAACAAUAUUCGCAGUCCUUGCUCAGAAAUAGGGAAUUUGAAGAGACGAGAGAAGAAACGAAAGCUGUUUUCAUGAAAAUGCAGAACAAAAGACGCAAUUAUGAGAGAAUCGAGAAUACAGUGACGAUUGCGUAGUUGUCGAUUAGCCAUACGAGAUGUAAAUCCUUUUAAUUCGUUGAAAUCGAGUUCCUAACUUUGCUAAUGUGAUGCAAACUAAUUUCUUACCACUGGGCGCCAACAGUCCACAUAUUUCCAUUACUUUUAUUUCUGUAAUGUUGGAGCCAUUAAUAUCUACAUGUACUGUUUCAAUGAUACGCUGCUUUGGUCAAUAAAAUACUUUUAAAACAUC